GCUCUGUGCUGCGCGCUCUCGGCUUCCCUCCGCUCCUCGCGCUUGACCAUCCCGACCCGCUCUCAGACAUCCCGUAAAAAAAAAAAAAAAAAGAUGACCAUCAACACCCUGGAUAAAGGAGCUUGGCACCGGCAGCAGAUGCUUUGCUUUCAAAAGAUGGAGAAAGUGAUCGUGGCCAUGCAGGACCCUGACACAGGCAUGAAGAUGAGAAACCAGCGGCUCCUCAUCACGGUCAUCCCGCACGCCAUGACAGGUUAUGACGUCAUUGCCUGGUUAAUCCAGAAAUAUAAUGUCAGUGAAGAGGAGGCCCUGCACCUUGGCAAAAUGCUGGUGAGAUAUGGAUACAUUUACCCCCUCAAGGAGCCAAGAUCUCUUGUGUUACGGCCUGAUGAAUCACCUUACCGCUUCCAGACCCCUUACUUCUGGACUAGCACGCAAUGGCCUGCGUCAGAGCUGGACUAUGCAAUCUAUUUGGCAAAAAAGAACAUCAGAAAACAAGGAGAACUGAUGGAAUACGAAAAGGAAAGGUACAGUCAGCUGCACAAGAGGAUCAACCACACCUGGGACUUUGUGGUAAUGCAAGCCAGGGAACAGCUGAGGGCGUCCAAACAGAGGAGGAAGGCUGACCGCAUUGUUCUAGAAUGUCAGGAGCAAGCUUACUGGCUCAUCAACAGACCACCGCCGGGAGCACAUAACGUGUUGGAUGUCGGUCCAGAGAGACCGAAUAACUUCAGCUCACAUGUGACGCUGAACAGCGAUUACUACAAAAGAGAGAUUGAAACCUGUCAACGGGCCCUCGGAAGAAACCGUGUGAAGUCAUCCAUCUGCCUAGAAGGUUUUUUGAAAUACAGUGAGCAGUACCAGAACCAUGAUCCCAUUAUGCAAGGCUGCCUUCCCAGUAACCCCUGGAUCUCUGAUGACACGUCCCACUGGACAAUGAAUGCAGACAUAGUACUGACACCAACACAGCUUCGAGUGGAGCGCUGGAGCUUCAGCUUCAUGGAGCUUCUGAAUGAUACCAUGGGGAGGCAGGAGUUUAUGACCUACCUGGAGAAAGAAUUUAGUGCGGAGAACCUGUGUUUCUGGCAGGCCUGUGAGGAUAUUAGACACGGAGAAAGCUCCAAGAUCAAAGAGAAAGUGGAAGAUGUCUAUAGAAAUUUCCUAUCUCCCGGAGCCGCCCACUGGGUGAACAUCGACAGCAAGACGAUGGACAAAACUUUAGAGGGGAUCAAACAGCCGCAUCGCUUUGUCAUGGAUGAUGCACAGUUACACAUAUACUUCCUCAUGAAGAAGGACUCUUACCCAAGAUAUCUGAAGUCUGACCUUUACAAGAACCUGCUGGCUAAAGCUAUUGUCCCCCAAGAGACCAAGAAAAGUGUCUUUCCCUUCAUGAGACGCCAGCGCCACGCGAGCCCGUCUCCCGCUCAGGCUGUCAGCCAGGCAGCGGAUGAAGACGAGCGGGCGGGAAGGGUUGAAGGUUACGCAGGUGCUAACUCUGCAGUCUGAUGCACGUCCAGUAAUGUGGCGCACAGUCGCCUCACUCUCAUCACCUCUCUUGUAGCAACGUCAAAGUUGUUCUGUUUAUCUCUCAACUCAAAUAUUUUCUUUCACUACUGGGAGCCAGAGCUUAAAUGAAGUACUUCCUUUCACUACACACCACAGCACUGUGUCUGACUAGCACAACAUAUGCAU
This is a messenger RNA of Thalassophryne amazonica, 1692 nucleotides long. RefSeq names its product regulator of G protein signaling 11 (gene rgs11). The transcript has 17 exons. The record is from RefSeq and is a predicted model, not a curated record. NCBI's taxonomy places the organism in Eukaryota, Metazoa, Chordata, Actinopteri, Batrachoidiformes, Batrachoididae. Bases 94 to 1506 code for a protein of 470 amino acids. Gene Ontology annotation, biological process: G protein-coupled receptor signaling pathway; regulation of G protein-coupled receptor signaling pathway; intracellular signal transduction.